GAUAGGAAAUAUAAAAAAAAAAAUAUUUCAAAAUGGACCAAAACUUAGAUUUUCCACCAAUUUGGCCUAACAUAAUUACCACAUUAAAGAAUUAUGUGGAAUGUCCUGAACAACUUCCGAUACAUCAAAUUGAUUUGGCUCAAUGUUAUUGGCCAAGAAAACCUGAUGUUGUUUCUUUAUUAACUUAUGAAUUAUCACCACAUGGUACAACAUUAAAAUUUGAUCGUGAUCCAAUAACAGGAUGUCUAGCACAAAUGCAAGAAAUUAUGUUAGAAGAAGUAGGAAAAAAUUCGAAAAAUUCAAUGUCAAUGAAACGUAUACCUGGAGCAGUUACAGAUGACAUUAGAGGUAAAAUUACUAAUAUACCAUUUUGGCCUGGUGGUUUUGAUGAGCCUGUUGUAUUGGAAGAGACGACAGAAGAUGUUGAUUUUGAAAGAAAUUUAAGAACACUACCAGAAGGAUUCAGUUCUGGUAUAGAAUUUGAAGCUGAUAAUAAUACACCAAAGAAAAAAGAUAAAUCUGUUAAUGCAUCAAAAACAGACAAACAAGUUAUAGAUGAUACAACAAAGAAAAUAAAUUUAAUGGCUCUCGAAGAGGAAGAAGAAUGUAAUCUUAAUUGGCCAAAUGUAGAAGAAUCUAAAGAAGAAAUAAAAAAGAAAAAUGAUGUAGAGAAAACUGUAGAAAUAUCUAAAAUGGAUGAUAAUCCAUUACCAUCAUCAGAAAAGCAAGAAGUAGCAGUAUUAAAAAUUUCUAAUGAAUCACAGUCAAAUAAAAUUGAUGAAAUGGAAUGGGCAGAACAAAUUGAUGUAUCUGUACCAGUAACAGAUUUCAAAACAAAAAUACCAGAUCCAGCAAUGACAUAUGAAUACGAAUUAGAUACUUUUCAAAAGCAGGCAAUACUUAAGUUAGAAGAAAAUUGUAAUGUUUUUGUUGCUGCACACACAUCUGCAGGAAAAACUACCGUUGCUGAGUAUGCUAUUGCAUUAACUCAAAAACAUCUAACAAAGGUAAUUUAUACUUCUCCUAUCAAAGUAUUAUCAAAUCAGAAAUUCCGUGAUUUUAAAAAGAAAUUUGACAGCGUUGGAUUAAUAACAGGAGAUGUUCAAAUCAAUGAGACCGCAUCUUGUCUUAUUAUGACCACAGAAAUAUUAAAAUCAAUGAUAUACGGUGCAUCAGAAGUUCUUAGAGAUUUGGAAUUUGUAAUAUUUGAUGAAGUACAUUACAUUAAUAAUGAAGAUCGUGGUCAUGUGUGGGAAGAAAUUGUAAUUCUUUUACCACAAACAGUGAAUAUAGUUAUGUUGUCAGCGACUGUGCCAAAACCAAUAAUAUUUGCAAAUUGGGUUGGUCGUAUUAAAAAAAGGAAAAUGUAUGUAAUCAGCACAUUGAAAAGACCAGUACCGUUGAAGCAUUAUUUGUAUGUUCCUAAUAAUACUAAAAAUCGUGGCGAAUUAUUUACAAUUCUAGACGAAAAUGAAGAAUUUUUAUUAAAUGGAUGGCAUAUAUUAUACGAUUUUGUACAUUUUUUAAGCAGAAAUGAUAAAUUACCUGUCGUUGUAUUCACAUUGUCCAGAAAACGUUGCGAUACUAAUGCGAAUAAAUUAAAAAAUAUUACGUUAACUAAUCAUGUUGAAAAAAUGCAAGUUAGAUCAUUCUUCGAGCAUACUAUGAAAUAUUUGAAAGGUACUGACAAACAUUUACCACAAGUUUGUAUGAUGCAAGAUCUUUUAGAAAGAGGCAUUGGUAUACAUCACAGUGGUAUAUUACCCAUUUUAAAGGAAACUGUUGAAAUUCUUUUCCAAAUGGGUGUUGUUAAGUUAUUAUUUGCAACUGAAACAUUUGCUAUGGGAGUAAAUAUGCCAGCCCGAACAGUAGUAUUUGAUUCAAUCAAAAAAUAUGAUGGCAAUGUAUUUCGAAUGUUACUUCCUACCGAAUAUAUUCAAAUGGCAGGUAGGGCUGGUCGUCGAGGCCACGACACAACUGGUACAGUUAUUAUAAUGUGUCACAAAGAAAUUCCACAUUUUCUUGAAUUAAGACCUUUGAUGAAAGGUGAAUCGAAAACAUUGGAAUCACAAUUUAAAGUAACAUAUUCAAUGGUUUUAAAUUUGAGAAGAACUAAUGAAUUAGUUACUGUACAAUCUAUGAUGAGAAGAUCAUUUAAGGAAUCAUGUUUAGUAUUAAAAGAAGAUAAAUAUCAAACUGAUUUAAAUAAAGUAGAAGAAGAAUUAGCAAGUUUACCACCAUUAACCGAUGUACAAAAGGAAUUGUCUAAUUUCUAUGAAAUAGCUAUGAAUUAUUUACAAGAAUUACGUUAUUUGAAGCCAUUUAUGCUUGAAAAUAAAAAAGCUAAGAAAAGUUUAUCCAAGGGUAGAGUUGUAAUAAUAUCGUAUAAAAAUCAUUUUAGAAAAUUAGGUAUAUUACUUGGAAUCAUUUCAUCUAAAGUCUUUGGAAAUCAAUAUCAAGUAUUCGUAUUAAAAGAUGGAAAUCAGCAAGAACCUACAACUGACAAACAUUCGGACAAUUCAGAUAAUGAAAUUAAUAAAGAAAAUUCUGAAAAUUGGUAUAAUAUUAUUGCUUUAACCAAAAAGAAUUUAUUUGUACCAUGUGGAGCACCAUCUCAUGAAGUAAUCGUUAUUCCUCCGUGGAAUUUAAUCGAAAUAACAAAUCAUCUCCUUAAGAUCGAUUGCAAUAUGGUAUUGAAAGAUUGGGAAAAGAGACAAAUAUUUAGAUUUAGGAAUGAUAAACCUGGACCUACGUGUCAAGCAGUCGUUCAAGAAUUAAUGGCAAUAUCUGUAUAUUCUAAAAAAAAUAAUGACAUAUUGUCACCAUACAUAAAAUGGAAAGUACCUGAAAAUUUAAAUCCUAGAUUUAUACAUUUACGCAAACAAAUGCAAGCUUUAGAAAAAAUCAAGUGUACAGAUAUACCAAAUUUCGAGGAACAAUUUGAAGUUGUAUUUCAUCGUAUGGAAUUAUGCAGAAAACAAAAGAAACUUCAAUUAAAGCUCAGCGAUGAAGGAUUAUCUUUAUAUCCAGAUUAUAUAAAUAUGGUUACAAUACUUAAACGUCUUGGAUAUAUAGAUAACGAUGAAAGAGUUGCUUUAAAAGGUAGAGUGGCAUUACAAAUGGGAGUUAAUGAAUUAAUAUUAACAGAACUUAUUUUAAAAAAUGUAUUAACACCUUUACAACCAGCUGAAAUUGCUGCGUUAUUAUCUGCUGUGAUAUAUCAACAAAAGGGUGAAGAAUUUUCCCUACCACCUAGUUUUAAUCAUUUAACAAAAGAAUCUGUAGUUUUGUAUAAUUUGCAUCAAGAUUUACAUAAAUUAGAACAAGAGUAUCAAUUAAAUACACUGCAACCAUUGAAUUUUUCUUUGAUGGAAGCUGUUUAUGAAUGGGCACAAGCAAAAUCAUUUGCUGAAAUAAUGCAAAAAGUUGAUGUACAAGAAGGUAUUAUAGUCAGAGUCAUUCAACAACUUAAUGAAACAUUGCAAGAUAUGAAAAAUGCAGCUGUGGCAAUUGGUGAUCCAGUUUUAAAAGGAAAAAUGGAAGAAGCAUCGACAGCAAUAAAACGUGAUAUAGUUUUUGCUGCAUCCCUAUACAUUCAAGAAUAAUUAUUAUGAAAUUAUUGUAAAUUUAAUAUUUUCUCUUGUUGGAAAUGAAGAAGAAAUCAGGAUG
Polistes dominula (European paper wasp) is the source of this 3669-nucleotide messenger RNA. It is a transcript of the gene tst, whose product is annotated as superkiller complex helicase subunit twister. Gene Ontology annotation, cellular component: Ski complex. NCBI's taxonomy places the organism in Eukaryota, Metazoa, Arthropoda, Insecta, Hymenoptera, Vespidae. Gene Ontology annotation, biological process: nuclear-transcribed mRNA catabolic process, 3'-5' exonucleolytic nonsense-mediated decay. The record is from RefSeq and is a predicted model, not a curated record. Gene Ontology annotation, molecular function: ATP binding; RNA helicase activity; RNA binding.